ACAAGUUCUCUUUGUCUAGGACCUGGUGAGUGAACUCCUGUCUGCAGGAAAAGCAACCAUCCUCUCUGUCUGAAUCUGACUGCAUAGCUGACCAUCUCUUGCUCCACUGCUUUAAAGGAGACACUAUAUGUCGACUAAAGUAAUUCCAAAGAAGUGAAACAGUUUGGCAUUCACCUCUGCACACGUAAUGGCACAACAAGUUCAGACGAUGGAAGACAGACAAUUCUGCUGUGCUGUGUGUCUGGAUAUACUCAAGGAUCCGGUGACUAUUCCCUGUGGACACAACUACUGUAUGAGCUGUAUUGAAACCUACUGGAAAGCAGAAAAUGUAAAAGGAACCCACAGCUGUCCUCAGUGCAGACAGGCUUUCACACCGAGGCCUAUCCUGGUGAAAAACACUAUGUUAGCAGAGUUAGUAGAGAAAAUGAAAUACCUCCAGCCUAUCUAUGAUCCCCCUGCCUUUGAAAAGCACAAGCUGGUAGAUUUUUCGAAGGUGUUGAAAGUGAACACCUGUUCAGUUCACAAUGAGGUGAUGAAGGUGUUUUGCCGCACUGAUCAAAUGUGUGUCUGUUGUCUCUGUUGGAUAAAUAAACAUAGAGGACAUGAAACAGUUCCAGUUGAAAAAGAAAGGACAGACAAAGAGAAAGACCUGGAGGUAAUUCUGAAAGAAGUCCAGCGGAGAAUCGAGACCAGAAAGAAGGAAGAAGGAGUGCUUGAGAAAGAGAUGGAGGGGAUCAAACUGUCUGCUGAUACAGCAGUGAAGGACAUUGAGAUGACUGUUGAUGAGCUGGUGAGUUUCAUCAAAGAAAACGGCUCAAAUUUAAAGCAGCAGAUCAGAUCCCAGCAGAAAGAUGAAAUGAGUCGAGUCAAAGAGCUUCAGAAGAAGCUGGAGCAGGAGAUCACUGAGCUGAGGACGAAAGAAGAGGAGCUGAAGAAGCUUUCAAACACAGAGGACCACACCGAAUUUCUACUCAGGUACUCCAUGAUGCCCAUAUUCAUUGACUCUACAGAUUCACCAAGCUUUAAAAUCUGUCAGGUUAAGUACUUUGAGAGGCUUCAAAUGGUGAUAUCAGAAGCCAGAGAUAAACUCACAGCAUUUCUGUGUGAUGAACUGUGGAAGAUCUCUCUGGCAGUGAGGUCAGUGGAUGUUUUGCUGCCACAAAGCGAUCCUAAGACCAGAGAUGAGUUUUUAAAACAUGCAUGUCAACUCACGCUGGAUCCAGAUACACUGCACCUAAAACUCUCUCUAUCUAAUCAGAACAGAACUGUUACAGACAUGCUUCGAGAUCCAGAUAAUCCCUGUCUUAAGAACAGGGACAGGUUUUCCAUCCAGCAGCAGGUCCUCAGUAAAGAGAGUCUGACUGGACCUUGUUACUGGGAAGUGGAGUGGAAAGGGAGAGGUCUUUCAGUAGCCGUAACAUAUAAGAAUGAGAAUAAACUGGAUCAAACUGCAUUUGGAAGCAAUAAUAAUUCUUGGGCAUUAGAUUGUUACAAGGACAGUUAUAAAUUCAGACACAACAACAUGACAACUCGCCUCUUAGGCCCUUCUUCCUCUAAAAUUGGAGUCUAUAUGAAUCCCAGAGCAGGUAUUCUGUCCUUCUACAGCCUCUCUGACACCAUGACCCUCCUCCACAGAGUCCAGACCACAUUCACUGCACCGCUCUAUGCUGGACUGUGGAUUUGGGGGGGGUAUUUUACUUCAACCACUGCUACAUUAAAUGAGAUACAGUAAAAUACUGUUUAACUGAUUUUGCCUUUAUUUGUUAUAUUUUUUUAUGAUGUGAUAUCAAGGGUUUGUAUGGGUGCUUGAAAUCCUUGAAAACACUGGAUUUUAAUAUUGUCUUUUCAAGGUUUGAAAAGUGCUUGAAUUUCAGAUGUGGACCUCAAAACUGCUUGAAACUGUAACUGUAUUUCAUUAACAACAAAUGACUAUCUGAUUGAACAGUUUUUUGCUUGUUUGUUUGUUGUUGUUUAUCAGAUAGAGAAAUAAAAUGAGUCGCAAAGUCUAAAAAACCCCCAUUUCUCCACCUGGGCUGCCUUGCUCCUCUGCGUGUCUGUUUCAGUGUGUGACACCCGCCCCGAACAGUCGGGAAUGAGUGCAAUAACAUGCCUGGAGGUUGCAGUUUUUAAUGAGCGUUUGCUGGAAAACGACAAAUACAAAUCAUGGAAAAGACAACGACCAAAUCCACCUGAAAGGUCUGCAAAAUGAUUUGCGCCUUUUCAGAAUGGGGGAGUUUGCAUAAGUCCUAGUAAAUAUUUUUCGAGUAUGUGUACGUUACACAUUCUAAUUUUUAAAAUUAUUACUAUUUUUUUGUUAGCUAGCAAACUCACAGGAUAAACUAUUGAAAUGCAUUGCGCGUGAUGCAAUAUGGCAACGCUAGUAUAGCAGUUAGUUAUGGUAUGGUAAUUUAUGAAAUAAGUGGCAAUAUGAGGGACUGAUCCAUAUGGGCGCAAAGAAUAGCCACUUUUUUGUGUUACUGAGCUUCCCUGACUUUCACUCAAAAUCUGUUCUCGUGAGCACCUACACAUUAGACACCUUAAACAUUAGAAAUGGCUUUGAAUUCACAUUGAGGCCUGUGGGACACUAUUACCAACUGAGGCAAUAUACAAAUUUAUGUGUUUUCGUAUAUGAAUAUUUCAUACUUUAAGGCUGCCUGUUUAUUUAAGGGAGAUGAACAAAAUACAUUAUAAUUGUACAUAAUAAUAUCACAGAUGACAGAUUAAAUAAAUAGGUUUUAGAUAGAUGCUUGUGCAUUCUUAGUCUUAUAUGUUGAACUGAACUGAGUAUGUCAUUUGUUCAAAGCCUCUCCCAGUCAGUUCUGUUCUCCAUGCCUGUCUUACUGUACAUGAUGUUAUUAGUACAAAUACAUUAAAGGUGGUAAAUUAAGACUUUAACAAUAAUACAGAGAGCGAUGUAGUCAGAUAUCUUACAGUUAGUUUUAUUUUUUGUGUCAUAUAGGAAAGAAACAUUUGUGGCUGUUUUGUGGCUGUUGUUUUUUAUUUUCAACAGGAGAUGAAUACCUCUAACAAGUUGGGUUUUUUUUUUCACAUUUGGACAUCUUAAUUUUUAAGUGAAAUGUGUGUUUUGAGUUUAUUCACUAUAGGCAACCUUUUCCUUUUGCAGUAUUUUUGUGUGGUGCAUUUUUCUAUGUUUUAACAAAAGGGGAACAAAGGUGUUUAAGUCAACCUAGGAUGAUUUGUUUUAAUUUUCACGUGAUCUUACUGAGGUGAUGCGAAGUGAAACAUGCAUUGUUUUUUGGGUAAUGUGUUGGAAAAGCUUUAAAAUGGACCUUGAAAAUACUUAAAAAGUGUUUGAGUUUGACCCUGAAAAAGGUGUAUAAUAUAAAAUGGUUUGUAUAAUCUUCAAAAAUGCUGACUUAUUUUACAGUCUGUAUGGAAUGUGACAAAGUCUAUAACGUAAUAGAAAGAUUGCUUUGGUGAUGAGAAAAAGUGAAUUAAUACCAUAAAUAAAGUUUUGUAAUU
Messenger RNA from Oreochromis aureus, 3483 nucleotides. Its product is annotated as tripartite motif-containing protein 16-like. Gene Ontology annotation, molecular function: zinc ion binding; protein binding. NCBI's taxonomy places the organism in Eukaryota, Metazoa, Chordata, Actinopteri, Cichliformes, Cichlidae. The transcript is spliced from 3 exons. The record is from RefSeq and is a predicted model, not a curated record. Bases 188 to 1732 code for a protein of 514 amino acids.